Helianthus annuus (common sunflower) is the source of this 879-nucleotide messenger RNA. RefSeq lists its product as uncharacterized. Bases 1 to 879 code for a protein of 292 amino acids. Lineage: Eukaryota; Viridiplantae; Streptophyta; Magnoliopsida; Asterales; Asteraceae. The record is from RefSeq and is a predicted model, not a curated record. The transcript is spliced from 2 exons.
AUGGGAAAGCUUCCAAGUGACACUACAGUGAACCCGAAGCAUCAAGGUUUUAGCACAAGCAACGUGAGGGAUGCACGCGUUAGCGCGGUAAGUAUUCUUUUAAAUGAUGAAGUUUGUAGUGUUGAAAACAUUCCACCACCACAAUUCGUUGAUGGUGUAGUGGAAAAUAUAGGUGAGGAGCCGGAAAGUGAAAAUGAACACGAAACGAUUUCACAAAGUAAAAAUGAAAACGUAACUAAAAAUUCUUUUUGUGAAAAUAGUUUAAAUCAACUUAACCUGCUUAAUGCAUCGAAAAGUGAAGAACGGUGCCCACUAAAGGACGAGGGGUGGGAAAAUUUUAAGCAAGCUAAAAUUAAUUUACCGUUACUAGAUGACAUUAAAAAGGUUCCGGCUCAUGUGGAAUGCUUAAAGGAGUUAAGCAUUGAAAAACGGCACAACAAAUUACCCAAACCGGUUGAUUUGAUAUCUCAUGUGAGUGCCGUUUUAUCGAGUGCCCUUCCCCCAAAAGCUCAAGAUCCGGGAGAUCCUCUUAUUCCAAUUCAAAUUGGAACAUUUAAAAUUGAGAGGGCGCUCCUAGAUCUUGGAGCUUGUGUGAGCAUCUUGCCCGGGAGUUUGUAUGACCAAUAUGAUUUUGGCCCAUUAAAAAAUUUUGAUACUCCCGUGGUAUUGGCCGAUCAGACUCCCACGUAUCCAAGGGGGAUGGUGGAGGAUGUGAUUGUUAAGGUGGAUGAUUGCUACUACCCAGUUGACUUUUUGGUAGUAGACUACGUUGGGUGUGUAGGGGACACCCAACCGAUAGUCAUACUGGGUAGGCCGUUCCUGGCAACUGCUAAUGCCAUAAUAAAUUGUGCAACGGGAACGUUGUUAUUCGUAGUUUAG